AUGCAGGCUUCCAGUAUCCUGCCAGUGUCAGGUGUGCUGCAGCCAGGAGAGAGCCAGCAGGUCUCCUUGCCCUUCUCUGGCCACCUCAACAGCAUCUCCAGUGCCACGGCGCUGUGCCACGUGGAGGGAGGCCCCAGCUCCGAGGUGCUGGUGCCCGGGGAGGCCUCACGUGCCAGCUGCUCCCCGAGCCCCCAGGAGAUCAGCUGUGGCUCUGGGGCACCUCUCAGGGAGAGAAGGGAGCUGAAGCAGCCGGCUCCAAAGCUUGAGGAGGAGGCAAAAGCCUUGGUGGAGGAAGAGAGGUGGAAGGAGAAAGAGAAGCAGAAGAAAGCAAAGAAGGGUGUCUCUGUGGGGAAGGAACCUCCAAAAGCAGAGAAGGGGAAAACCAAACCCACAGAGAAUGAAAGCAAGGCUCCAGAGAAGAAGGUCAUCAAAGAAUCAGAGAGGAAGGAAACCAAAAUCCCAGAGUGGAUGGAAACCAAAGCCCCAGACAAGAUGGAAACCAAACUCCCAGAAAAGAAAAACAAACAUCCAGAAAACAAGGAAACUAAAUUCCCAGAGAGGAAUGAAAGCAAAGCCCCAGAGAAGAAGGAAACCAAGGCCCCAGAGAAGAAGGACACCAAAGCAUUAGAGAGGAAGGAAACCAAAUUCCCAGAGAAGAAGGAAACCAAAGCUGCAGAGAAGAUUGAAAACAAACUCCCAGAAAAGAAAUACAAACCUCCAGAGAAGAGGGAAUCCAAAUUCCUAGAGAAGAAGGAAACCAAAGCUGCAGAGAAGAUUGAAAACAAACUCCCAGAAAAGAAAUACAAACCUCCAGAAAAGAGGGAAACCAAAAUCCCAGAGAGGAAGGAAAGCAAAGCACCAGAGAGAAAGGAAUUGAAAAUCCUAAAGAAGGAAACCAAAACUGCAGAGAAGAUUGAAAACAAACUCCCAGAAAAGAAAUACAAACCUCCAGAAAAGAGGGAAACCAAAUUCCCAGAGAGGAAGGAAAGCAAAGCACCAGAGAGGAAGGAAUUGAAAAUCCUAAAGAAGGAAACCAAAUCUCCAGAGAAGAGAAGCAAACCUCUAGAAAAGAAGGAAACCAAAUGCCCAGAGAGGAAGGAAACCAAAAUCCCAGAGAAGGAAACCAAGGCACCAAAACAGAAGGAACCCAAAGCCCCAAAGAAGGGGGAAGCCAAAGUGCCAGAGAAGAGAGAGACCAAAGCCCCAAAGAAGAAGGAACCCAAAGCCCCAAAGAAGGGGGAAGCCAAAGUGCCAGAGAAGAGAGAGACCAAAGCCCCAAAGAAGAAGGAACCCAAAGCCCCAAAGAAGGGGGAAGCCAAAGCCUGAAAGAAGGGAGGAACCAAAAUCCCAGAGAACCCAGCUGAGCUGGAGAAGAACUCUUCAUUUUAUUCACACAACUUAUUUUAUACAGUUUGACAAACCUAAUGUGCCACUUUAGUUAGUUAAUAGAUUUCUUAUUAUUAGUUAUGCCAGUUAUUCUGUUGGAUAAUAAAAUAUAUUUUAC
Passer domesticus (house sparrow) is the source of this 1504-nucleotide messenger RNA. RefSeq names its product neurofilament heavy polypeptide-like. Gene Ontology annotation, cellular component: axoneme. NCBI's taxonomy places the organism in Eukaryota, Metazoa, Chordata, Aves, Passeriformes, Passeridae. Gene Ontology annotation, biological process: cilium movement; axonemal central apparatus assembly. Bases 1 to 1326 code for a protein of 441 amino acids. The transcript is spliced from 2 exons. The record is from RefSeq and is a predicted model, not a curated record.